CCACACCAAACUCCCCUGUCACAUGGCCUCUUUUUCCUUCCCUUCCUUCUCCUAAAUAAGGAAUUUCAGUGAAGAAAAGGAGAAAGAGCAAAGGGGCGGGUCAUAGAGUGAAAUAAGAGGACGUGAAGGCGUAUCUCUUCCUCCAAAUGCCUCUUUUCUCUCCAACGUGGUGAAGUCAUAUAUCUCAGACCAGGGUGUUUGCAGUAUUUACCUUGGCAACCUGCGGAGUGCACAGUGUAGCGUGGAGAAAGAAUUAGAUAAGAGAGGGAGGAGAGCAGCGCUAAACAAGUGGUGUACCUGCACUCACCUGAACGCUACAAAAAAAUCAACAUGGCAAACAGAGGCCAGGCCUACGGUCUCAGCCGCGAGGUGCAGAACAAGAUUGAUAAGAAAUAUGACCCGGAAUUGGAGGAAACGCUGGUGGAGUGGAUCAUUGCCCAGUGUGGACCCAAAGUGGGGAAGCCUGAGUCAGGCAGAUCUGGCUUCCAGGAAUGGCUAAAGAACGGAUCUGUGCUGUGUGAGCUCAUCAACAGCUUGCAUAGCGGCACCAAGCCAAUCAAGAAUAUAAAGAACUCUGGAAUGGCCUUCACACAAAUGGAGCAAAUCUCCAUAUUCCUAAAAGCUGCGGAAAGCUACGGAGUCACUAAAACGGACACCUUCCAAACAGUUGACCUCUUUGAAAACAAGGAUCUGGCAGCUGUCCAGAGGACCUUGGCGGCUCUGGGUAGCUUGGCUGUCACAAAGAACGAUGGAAAUUACAAAGGAGACCCCAGCUGGUUCCACAAGAAGUCCCAAGAGAACAGGAGAGAUUUUUCCGAGGAGCAGCUGAGCGAAGGCAAGAACGUCAUCGGCUUGCAAAUGGGCACAAAUAAGCUGGCGUCUCAAGCUGGCAUGACGGGCUACGGAAGACCCAGACAAAUCAUCAACAACAACAACAACAACAACAACUGAAUCCCACAUGUUUUGACAUUCCCUCUGCCGGCAAAGAUAGAGAAACCCAUGACUCAUCUUCAGGCCGUGAGGACAAAUGUGACCUGUCUGUUUUACAGACCAAACUGGACCAAAACAGGGACCAACGAGACCAUGUGCACAUAUGACAAUGACAACACAUGUAAAUAUCGAUUGGUUAAGAGCAUUUGACAUGAUCUCACCUUAUCUGCUAAAAGUACAUAUUCUGCAUGUUUCAUUUCAAGUCUUCUACCGAGGGAUGCAUUCAAGGACAUCUGAGAUUUGUUUUCUUUUGUCACAAUACACAUGUUGGAUAUUAUUUUGUUUUUUGAGUUCAAAAUUACAGCAAUGUUACAUUUACAGCAGCAGUGCAGCCUGACUAUGAUAAAAUGAGGUCAUGCAAAAGAGGAAAUUGGACGCAGUACCAAACCUACUGCUGCAUUUCUGUUGACAAUAAUAUUUUUCUAAUCAAAAGUGUUGGGCCCUCUUUUGGUUUCAUACAUUGAAAAUGAGUUCAAAAUAAAGUUCAUUUUAACUCUUAAGAAGCCUCUGUGAUGAAUCAGUAAUAGAAAAAUGCAACCACUGCAUAGCAGACAUAUACUGUAGAUGUCAUUGAAGGGGACUACAGUAAUCCCUCGUUUAUCGCGGUUAAUCGGUUCCAGACCCGACUGUGAUAAGUGAAUGAAGUAGGAUUCCUUAUUUAUAAAUUGAAUAUUUUCAUAGAGCAUAGAAAACCUGUUUAUGACCUAAAUGUUUUUAACAGAGCCUUCUAGACAUGAAAUAACACCCCUAUAGUCACCUUUACACAUAUUACCCAAUAUAUCAACCAUAAUAAGACUCGUUCUCGUGUGUGUUGCUAUAAAUGUGUUCCCUAGAGGAGAUGGCGGGCGGACAGGAAAUUAAGUUGGGGGUUUUAGCUUGGCGUGGGUUACUGCAGCAACAGUAUCCCGUGUUUUUAUUAGGAAUUUUUAUUAGGAAUUAUUGUUCCUGUUGUGAGAUCAUUCAA
Dunckerocampus dactyliophorus (ringed pipefish) is the source of this 1954-nucleotide messenger RNA. Its product is annotated as transgelin-like. The record is from RefSeq and is a predicted model, not a curated record. The transcript is spliced from 5 exons. Bases 331 to 951 code for a protein of 206 amino acids. Lineage: Eukaryota; Metazoa; Chordata; Actinopteri; Syngnathiformes; Syngnathidae. Gene Ontology annotation, molecular function: protein binding.